Ricinus communis (castor bean) is the source of this 1815-nucleotide messenger RNA. Its product is annotated as ankyrin repeat-containing protein BDA1. The record is from RefSeq and is a predicted model, not a curated record. Lineage: Eukaryota; Viridiplantae; Streptophyta; Magnoliopsida; Malpighiales; Euphorbiaceae. Bases 61 to 1353 code for a protein of 430 amino acids. The transcript is spliced from 2 exons. Gene Ontology annotation, molecular function: protein binding.
CUAGUCGAUUGAAUAAGAAGGAACCCAAAACAGAGGAACAAAAAUCUAUAUGCAGCUCAAAUGUCCGAGUCUAACUUGAAUUCGUUGUUGGAAGCAGUUAGAAACGACGAUGUUAAUUUGGUCAGCAUGUACCUGCCAACCUGUCAAGAAUUUUUUGAAGCUACUGCAGCUCCUUCGACGUAUAGAGAUGAAAAUCCUUUUCUAGUUGCCUGCAAGCAUGGCAGCCUUCGUUCUGCCGAGCAAAUUGCAAGAAAUUAUCGACAGUUUCUUAGGGUCAGAUAUCAGGAAGGGUAUACUGCCUUGCACUUGGCUUGUUCAAGAGGUGAUCUUCCACUUGUAGAGCUCUUGCUGAAGCUUGAUUCUGAGCUUUGCUUUGAGAAGGACAAGUUCUCCAUGAUUCCUCUCCAAACAGCUAUUUCGUUUGGUUAUACAGAAGUGAUAAGUACAUUGAUAGCUGCUCGUCCAGAAUCUGUUCGGAAGUUGACGCCGCAGCGAGAGACAUUGUUUCACCUGGCUGCAAAGCAUCAUCAGUCCAGUGCUUUCGAGGCCUUGCUUGAAGAGGUUAAGAAGCUGAAACAAGAGCAUCUGCUCCACCGAAAAGACCGACAAGGAAAUAACGUUUUGCAUAUUGCUGCCUCCAACAAACUUAUUGGGAUUGUCAAGCUGUUACUCCCUGCCGAUAGAGCUAUGGUGCGAGUGAACACCUUGAACAAGAAGAGAUUAACAGCCCUGGAUGUUUACUACCAAAAUUCUAAGGAUAUAUCCACCCGGGACAUCGGCCGCAUCCUGUGUGAAGCAGGUGGCCUUGAAGGACGGUCAUUGCCAAUGAGAGCUUACAUCAGGUGGACUUUAGAAACCAAGAAUGUCAUAUUGGUAGUCCUGGGUAUCAUUACUGGGGCGGCAUUCACCACGGUUUGCAAUCUGCCCAAGUCUUUUGUGGAAGGCAGCAACAGCAUAGAAGGUGCAGAAUAUCAUGUUACAGAUGUACUAUUUGGUGGACUGCCGCACAUUUUCUACCUUAUGGUUUUCAAUACGGCCAUUCUUAUAGUUUGUGUGGGGGCAAUUGUAGUACUUUUGUGGUCUCUACCGUUUAGACCAGUUGUGCUGUUUGUGACCAUCAGUGUUGGUAUUGUUUAUUGUCUGUUGGUGAAUGAUAUUAUGCCAAAAUUCUCGUUCACAAUUGGCAAUCACAGAAUUUUCAGUUUUCCUUUGGUGGCACUGUUUGCCGUGGCUUUCAUUUGCUUUGGAGCCAUAGCAUACUAUGCCUUUUCCUGUCUCUGCCGAUUGACCAAGUGGGGGAUCAGGAAAACAAGGGAUGGAAUGUACGCUGUCCCAGUUCCGAUGAUCCAAUAAAUCUUCUCUGGGACCUAAAGAAUGUGCGAAUGCUACGUUUAGUUACUUGUAUAUAUAUGUUAGUGGACGCCAGGGAAGUGCGAGUGAAUGACGAACUGAAUAGACCAAACAUAGCCCAAAAUAACACAUACAUAGACUGAUGGACGGCGUCAAGUUGGUUGCUCCAUGGCCUAGCGUUUCCGCAAGUUUAAUAACACAGAUGAGAUUUUGUUAAUACGGUGUAGACUAAAAAUCAAAAAAGGAUUAAAGAAAUCCCCAGGUUUAAACUCCAAUGAUGCACCGAGACUUCAGCUAGGUUGAUGCCCUGAUUUGCUUUUGUUUAAGCAACAUAUAGAGUUCAUAUAUAUGUACAUGUAUAUGGGUCUUUCAUCUGCGUUGGUGCAAUGAUUUCUUGAGCAAUUUGCGAAGUCCAUAUGUAUAUGUGUAUAUUUGAUUUUGAACUAUUAAGUUAGGCAUUUGAUA